This is a messenger RNA of Crotalus tigris (Tiger rattlesnake), 2487 nucleotides long. RefSeq names its product TAP binding protein (gene TAPBP). The coding region runs from base 41 to 1558 and encodes 505 amino acids. Gene Ontology annotation, biological process: antigen processing and presentation of endogenous peptide antigen via MHC class I. NCBI's taxonomy places the organism in Eukaryota, Metazoa, Chordata, Lepidosauria, Squamata, Viperidae. The record is from RefSeq and is a predicted model, not a curated record. The transcript has 7 exons. Gene Ontology annotation, cellular component: membrane.
GCCGCUCCCGGUCCUCGCCUGCACGGCCGCUCCCAUCGCCAUGGACGCCCCCGCCCGCCGCGCCCGGUGCCCCCUCCGCCCGCGCCCCCUCCUCCUCCUCCCCCUCCUCCUCGGAGCCUCCCUGGCCGCCUCCCCCCCGUCGGCCGCCGCCCGGCUGGGCUGCUGGUUCGUGGAGGAGGCGGGCGGCGGCCGCGGCGGGGCCGGCUCCGUCAUGCCCAGCGACCUCAGCCAGCGCCGCGCUCUGCUCGUCCUGCCGCCGCCCGGGCAGCGCCUGCCCGAAGCCGCCCUGGAGCCGGAGCUGCCCGCCGAGGUGGAGGCCGGCCUGGCCUUCCAGCUGCUGGACCCCUCCGGCACCCUCUGGAGCGGCAAGGAGGCCGGCGCGCGUCCCCGCUGGCAGGGCUCCCGUCUGCCGGGCCGCGGAGGGGCCGAGGCCGCCUGCGAGAUCAACCCCUACCCGCCGCGGGAGGCGCACGUGCCCUGGGCGGCGGGGCUGGCGGGGCGGACGGGCUCCCCCCGAUGCCUGGAGGGCCGCUGGGUCAUCGCCACCAUCCAGAGCCCCGAGGCGGGCUUCGGCGUCAGCACCAUCCUGCACCAGGAGGGGCCGUUGCCCGGGAAACCGCAGACUCCCAGGGUCGCCGUGGCAACAGCCGUCCUCUCCGUCUUCACCCGGACGCCCCGCCUGGAGUCCCGCCUGGGGAAUGACGUCCUGCUGGACUGCGGCUUCUCGGCUCCCCCCACGGCCUUCUCGGUCGAGUGGCGCCACCAGCACAGCGGGGCCGGCCGGGUGAUCCUGGCCUACAACGGGGCCGCCCAGCGCGUCACGGUGUCCGAGGAGGGCGCCCGGCUCUUCCUGGACCAGGCGGGCGGCAACGUCUCGCUGCAGCUGCAGACGGCCCAGGUGCGCCACGAGGGCACCUACAUCUGCUCCGUCUACCUGCCCCAGCUGCAGGCCCAGCAGGCCGUGGAGCUCAGGAUCGUGCAGCCGCCCAAGGUCACCCUCCGCCCGAUCCCCCUCCCGGUGCCCCUGGACACCCACACGGACCUGGCCUGUGAGGUGGCCGGCUAUUACCCGCAGAGCAUCUCCGUGGUCUGGAAGUGGCGCAGCCCCGGUGCCCCCCACCAGGCCCUCCUGGACACCUGGGAAUCGGGGCACCGGCAGGCGCCAGACGGCACCCACAGCUUCACCAGCUUCGCCCGCCUGCCAGCCCUCCAGCCGGGGGACCAGGGGGGCUCAUACAGCUGCCACGUGAGCCACGUGGGGCUGGGCCAGGAGGGGCUACAGAAGACCAUGAAGCUGAACGUGGCAGGGUCUUCGCUCCCCUCCGUGGAGGACGCCAUUGGCCUCUUCCUAGUCACUUUCCUGCUGCUGGGCUGCCUGCAGAUGCUUUCCCAGCGAGUCUUCGGAGAGAAGAAGGAGACGGCCGAGCCGAGCGCCCAGGGCCCUCCUCCGCCCGAAGACCCUCCGGCCGCGGCUUCUCCGCCCGAGCAGGGCCAGGGGGCCGGCAAGCGGAAGCCCUCUGGAGCCGGGUCCUCGUCGCCGGAGCCCACCCCGAAGUGACCGUCCUGCCGGGGGGUGGAGCCUCCCUCUGGAUCCUCCCGGAAGGGCUGCAGAUGAACGGGGUGGGGUGUUGGGAGCCCCCCCUUCCCCCUGUGGAUCUUAGUUGGCAAUUGGGGAGGGGAUGCUGAAUUUGCUUAGAGUGCCUGUCUGACCUUCCCGCCUGUUCCCUCUCCCUCCCACCCCCUUGGCAAGAUGGGGGGCCUCCCUACCUGUUCCCGGGGCCCCUGGGAGGGUCGGGGCCCUGCCCUCGCUUCUCCCCCCGGACGGCUUCCAGAGCAGGGUCCUGUGUGGCCGGCCUCGUGCAGACCCCCUCCAAGUGCUGGAUUGGGGGGGCUCUUAGAAUAACGGAGCCAGCCUGGCCUGCUCUGGGCCCCCAGGGGGGAGGCCUUGAAAAGCCCGCCGAGUUCCCCCCCCCGCAUAUGUUGGUUCCCCCUGCAGUGUGAGCCCCUUUCCUAGUACUGAAGGGGCUCCCUUAGUUGGGGUGGGGGGACUUUUCUGCCGCCCCCCCCCAGAACUGCAAGACCGACUUGGCCAGGGGUUGGUCACGCAACCGAAGUGUGUGGCUUCCUGUCCUCGUGGAGCCCUGCGUGCCAAUCGAUCCCAGGAAGAUGCUUUGGGAGGGGGUAAGCAGCCCCCCCCCAUUGCAGGCUGCCAGGCAUGGAGGAGACCCCGGCCAAAAGGAGACAGGAGCCCCCCUGCACCCUCUCGUCCCCCGGAAGAUCCGGUCCUGUCAGCAACCGAAGAAUUUUCCUGUGGUGCCACUACCCACACAGACCAUCCCCCCUCCCAAGGUGGUGGGGCUCCUGGCCGCUGCCCCCUGGGCCGCAGGGUGCUACUCCCCCAUCCCAUGCCUGUUGGGGUUCGCCUGCUGUCGAUUGUUGGCUGCUUCCCUUGCUCUGCGCAUCGGCUUAUAAAGAUUUCCUUUUCUA